This is a messenger RNA of Talpa occidentalis (Iberian mole), 7536 nucleotides long. RefSeq names its product ADCYAP receptor type I (gene ADCYAP1R1). The record is from RefSeq and is a predicted model, not a curated record. Gene Ontology annotation, biological process: cell surface receptor signaling pathway; adenylate cyclase-modulating G protein-coupled receptor signaling pathway. Gene Ontology annotation, molecular function: vasoactive intestinal polypeptide receptor activity; G protein-coupled peptide receptor activity; peptide hormone binding. Gene Ontology annotation, cellular component: plasma membrane; neuron projection. The transcript is spliced from 17 exons. Bases 1907 to 3484 code for a protein of 525 amino acids. Lineage: Eukaryota; Metazoa; Chordata; Mammalia; Eulipotyphla; Talpidae.
UGUCCCUGACUUCAGACCCUACCAGCCUUUUACGGGAGGUUGUCCUAGUGUCAGCCUCAGAUCUUGGAGACUUUCUGCACUGCCGUUGCUUCUCCAAGGCCUCUGCUGACAGAGAGGUGGCCUCCAGCUUCCAUGAAGGGCAGCGGGCCAGGCCUUCUCUGUGCCUGCUGGUGGACAGGUCAGGAGUGUCAGCUUUUUGCAGACAGGACCUUGGGAUCCUUUGCAAAUGGUGAAGGUAACCCAGCUUUGGGGGGACUGCCAGUGUCUGUUCAUCCCUGAGGCAGCCUGUGGCCACCAGAGGUGCAAAGACUCUGGGAGAGGCUCUAGAGGCUGAAGGCUGAGGGGUGUAGCAGAUGUGUUGGGUGCUUCCCCAGUCUGCCAAGUUCUUCCUAAGACCCACAGGGAAGAGACUGGCCAGGCCCACACUGAAUUUCUCAGAGCAUCUCUUGGGGAUACCCAAGACCUUACUCAGCAUCUGAGUCUGUCCUGAGCAGGCAUAGCAGCAGGUGGGUAAGAUGGGCCCCUUUUGAUUGUGCCUACUUGAAGCUGCUUUCCUUUCUGUUUUUGGGGGUGCUUGCUUUUGGCCAGCUCAAGCUUUGAGAGGCAAAAAGAGAUGGAGUAUGGUAUAUGGGUAGUCAGAAAGCAGGGGGACACAGAAGACCUGGGGUCACAGCAGCUCUGUCCAUGGGCAUGGGUGUGCAAGGACUAAUAGUUGCCGUGCAAGCCCCCAUGGGCCUCCUGAACUGGGCACCUGUGGGUUAGUGGUGAUCCUGACAUGGGUUUAUGUAAUCGUUUCAAUAAUGGUGGUAAUAAUAUCAUUUUAAAAUUUCUGUGUGGUGUUUCACUGUAUGGCUAUGCUGGGGCCUAUUAGCAGUGCCUUCUUGAUGGAUGCUUUGCUGCCCCAUUUUUUGCUGUUGAUGCUAUUUUAAAUGACGUUGCUGCAGUGAAUAUCCUUGCAUAUCCUUCUUUCUAUACAAGUGCAAAUUUUUCUCUAGGAUAGCUACCCAGAUGCAGAAUUGCUGGGUUGGAGGGAAUUUGUGUUAAUGAUCGAUUUUAGAAGCAGGCUGACUCUUCCCCCAUAGAACUGUGCCAGGGCUCCCACAGCCUCCUCACUGGACUCCCUGUAACCUGUCUGGUCCCCACAGCCCUCCAGGGCCUAAUCUUUUGGAGCUCCUGCAGCUCUGGGACCCCAGCAUGCCUUUCCGCAGUGACUUUGUUUUAUAUGUGGCGGCGUGAAAGGCUUUAUCCUGGAGGCCAAGUAGGCUGAGGCAAGAUGAAAGGAAUCUAUGUUUGUGAGGGGCCUGGACUCUGCAGCUGGAACAAAGCUGCCCUCUGUGCUGAGUGUGUCGGAUAGAAGUGCACGGCGCUCUCGCUUGCAGCCUGGAGCCAGGUAGAUCUGCCACGGAUGAGGAGGCUUGGUCCCUGAGUUCACUCAGUGAUCUGGGGUCUUUUUGGAGUGCUGCUCCUUACCCCUCAAUGCUGGCUGGUCCAGCAUUUGGGGAGAGCAGAGUGGAGAGCACCCGGUGCUCUCCAGAUCAGUGGAGAAGAACACCUACCCUUAGAGUGAGGCCAUGUCCUCUCUAGGGUAAGUAUGUGCCAGCUAAAACUGCCACCAUGGGGGAGACUUGAGGAGGCUAUUAUCUGCUACCGAGGAGAACGCCUUGAGUCAGCCUGCUUCUCACUGUGCUCCCAGUGCCUUGCACUGAGUUGGUGCUCAGAUGUCUAUAGAAUAAAUAAUAGAGAACAACGUACAUAGGCAGAUGAAGGCAUAGAGGGAGGUGAGCGCCUCUCUGGGCCCCACAGUAAUUGCCUUUCCUUUCUCUCUAGCCUGUGCACACCUUGGGGCUGACCGGAGGCUGCUCUGAGUGGGAGGAGCGGUGCUGGCCUCCCUCCAGGCCAACGCACCAUGGCCAGCGUUGUGCGGGUCUCCUUGACUGCUCUCCUCCUGCUGCCUGUGGCUACCGCCAUGCAUUCUGACUGCCUCUUCAAGAAGGAGCAGGCUGUGUGCCUGCAGAAGAUCCAGAGGGCGAAUGACCUGCUGGGCUUGAAUGACUCCUCCCCAGGCUGCCCUGGAAUGUGGGACAACAUCACGUGUUGGAAGCCUGCCCAAGUGGGUGAGAUGGUCCUCGUCAGCUGCCCAGACAUCUUCCAAAUCUUCAAUCCGGACCAAGUCUGGGAGACCGGAACCCUCGGAGAUUUUGAUGAUUUCAUUGAAAGUAAUUCCUUGGCCCUUUCAGACAGGAGGGUGGUGAGCCGGAACUGCACGGAAUAUGGUUGGUCGGAGCCAUUCCCUCAUUACUUUGAUGCUUGUGGGUUUGAGGAAUAUGAGUCGGAGCCAGGGGACCAGGAUUUCUACUACCUGUCGGUGAAGGCUCUCUACACAGUCGGCUACAGCACGUCCCUGGUCACCCUCACUACUGCCAUGGUCAUCCUGUGUCGCUUCCGGAAGCUGCACUGUACCCGCAACUUUAUCCACAUGAAUUUGUUCAUAUCGUUCAUGCUGAGGGCCAUCUCUGUCUUCAUCAAGGACUGGAUCCUCUAUGCAGAGCAGGACAGUAACCACUGCUCCAUCUCCACCGUGGAAUGCAAGGCAGUGAUGGUUUUCUUCCACUACUGCGUGGUCUCCAACUACUUCUGGCUGUUCAUCGAAGGCCUGUACCUUUUCACCCUACUGGUGGAAACCUUCUUCCCUGAGAGGACAUACUUCUACUGGUACACCAUUAUUGGCUGGGGGACACCAACUGUGUGUGUCACGGUGUGGGCUGUGCUGCGUCUCUACUGUGAUGACACAGGAUGCUGGGAUAUGAAUGACAACACAGCUCUGUGGUGGGUGAUCAAAGGCCCUGUGGUUGGUUCUAUAAUGGUUAACUUUGUGCUGUUUAUCGGCAUCAUUGUCAUCCUUGUGCAGAAACUUCAGUCCCCAGACAUGGGCGGCAACGAGUCCAGCAUUUACUUAACAAAUUUAAACCUGGGAGUCCCCAAGAAAGCCCGAGAGGACCCCCUGCCUGUGCCCUCAGACCAGCAUUCACUCCCUUUCCUCAGCUGCGUGCAGAAAUGCUACUGCAAGCCACAGCGGGCUCAGCAGCACUCUUGCAAGAUGUCAGAACUGUCCACCAUUACUCUACGGCUAGCUCGGUCCACUCUGCUGCUCAUCCCGCUAUUUGGAAUCCACUACACGGUAUUCGCCUUCUCCCCGGAGAACGUCAGCAAGAGAGAGAGACUCGUGUUUGAACUGGGGCUGGGCUCCUUCCAGGGCUUUGUGGUGGCUGUUCUCUACUGCUUUCUGAAUGGGGAGGUACAGGCGGAGAUCAAGCGUAAGUGGCGGAGCUGGAAGGUGAACCGCUACUUCGCUGUGGACUUCAAGCACCGACACCCGUCCCUGGCCAGCAGUGGGGUGAAUGGAGGCACCCAGCUCUCCAUCCUGAGCAAGAGCAGCUCCCAGAUCCGCAUGUCCGGCCUCCCGGCUGACAAUCUGGCCACCUGAGCGCCCUCCCCUUUCCUCUCCUCUGUACACAGGCUGGGGCUGUGCCAGGCGGGUGCCAGCCCACGCAUGCUGUGCUCUUCUCUCCCCUCGGGCAGGCCCUGGGCUGGAAGCUGGGCUCCCUGAGGGGGGAGGAGGAUGCAGGAAGCAGGCGGGUAUUUCUCUUUCCCAUUUUGGCGCUGUUACCCACCCACCAUGGGCCAUGGGGCCCUGACCCCAGACGUGUAAAUAUUCCUCAAAUUUGGAAACUUUUCCCCAUCCCUAUUCCCUGGCCUCCUCUGGCAGCUCCCCAGCUCCACCUCACCCUGUCUCACCAGCCUUGGUGACCACCUGAACACAUGUGUGAGGCCUUGGGAGCUGAGACUAAAGACCUUGCUUUGAGGGUGCUGGGGUGUGGCCUGCCUGACAGCCCCCCUCAGUGUAUGGCUCUGUCUGGAAUGAAUGAGUCUGUUUGCCAUCCUAGGCCCCUUCCCAGUCCCUGGGCCCAGUCCCUGACACCUGCCGGAGGUCCACUUGGGUGAACCAGAGUGUCCUCCACUGCAGGCUACACUCAAGGCUCCCUCAUGCUCACCUAACAUCUUGGUGUCUGGGUGCCCAGUUCCUGAAUAUGAGGCAGUGGGACAGCUCCAGGACUCUUCCAGUCAGACUUCAGUUUGGAUGUGGGGCUGAGGGUCAGGGAAGAGUCUCAUGCUUUUCAUUUGGCCCAAGAAAAAUUGCUAAGAGCCAGAAAUGUGGAUGUGAUUUGAGAAGAGAUGGAAGGAGUUUGGGGGCACCCAUGGAAGAAGAUCUUCACCAUCUCCCUAUUUUAUUCCUGUUCAAGUUGGGCUGGGGUCAUCCGGUAGCCUCCCUUCUAACCCCUACCCCCAGGCAUCAGCUGCCGAAGGUGAGAGACACAUGCCUUGGGGAACUGCUUGCCAACCCCUUACCACAUAGAGCCCCUAAGCCUUCUGCCUCCCCAGCUCCCCCUGAGUCAAAGCCAUGACUAGGAUGAACCAUCUGCCUUCCUGUGAUAUUAGUGAAUGCUGAAGCACCUCACAUCUCCAAGUGCCCAAGGUCAGGGCCACCUCCCCCAACCUCAUGGAUGAGGAACCCCAUCGCCAGCUCCUCUGACCUAGACUCUGCAAUUGAAAUCUCAGACUCUGCCAAGAUUUCCCUCUGUGUACCCUUGACGUUGAAUCACCACAGAUGCUGGGGUGUCAAAAGGGAAGCCACUGCUCCAGAACACCUUUCCUGGUUCCCCAGCCACACCUUACACGAUGAUCACAACUUCAGGAUUCCAAAUGGGCAGAGCCAGUUUGGGGGAAGCUGGAGGAAAGUGCUAGAGUGCCUGAGCAUGGGGCUGCUUCAUUCCAUGUUGACUCUCGGUAUUGUUCCCAUUCGAGUGUGUGUGCGCAGUUUUGUUUUGUGAUGAUCAUCUAGAAUACCUGGGCAGUUUGGGUGAAGAGGGAAGGUUUCUUAGCUUGAUUUUAUAAAGAGUAUGGGUUUGCAGGAUCCCAAAUCUGGAAAUGUUUCUGGAGAGGUCUUUGAAAUGACUGAAGAAGGCUACAGUUGCUUGGUUUAGGACUGAGCAAUGUGUCCUUGUCCAUCGCUGGCCCUGGGUCUUUGGCAAAGCCAAAAGUUGUUCCUUCCUUUCCCUGGCAUGUGGGGCCACUCUGGCUUACCAUGGAUGUGCAGUGACACUCCCUCCUGCCCCUGACCCUGUGAUUAUCCUCUCCCUGCCCUGGGAGCCCUGUGUCUUACCCAACCUGGUAUCCACCGACCCCUGGGGGUCAGACAUAGAAACUGCUCCCGUAGGGUUCAGACUGCUGAGACUGAGGACACAGUGCUCCCUGCUGUGGACCUCAGUUUCCUCACUGGUGGGAUGAGUCACUUCUACAUCUUCUCUAGGCUCUGUUCUCCAACAGUUCACCAGUUCAAAACUAAAAGGGCAGGUCCAAUUGUCAUGUGUGUCAUCUAAUGUUGACGUGUGUGUGUUUGUGUUUGUAGAGAUGGAAGGGGUAUGCUGUAUGGUCCCUUUCUUAGAAAUGAAACUUCUGUCUCUUCCAUUUGGAUGCCACAGUGGAUGCUGGUGGGCCAGAGGAAAGAAUGGGGCCAUGGGCAAUGGUUAGGUGCCUUGGGCAUGGUGGGCAGACUCAGCUGGGUCCCUGGCCAGGCAGGGGGCCAGAAAUGGAUGGGCAGUGGCCACCGUCAGGUCCCUAAGUAUGGACUCCAUUUCUCCCCACCCUCACCAGCAAUUUUGCCUCACUGAGGAAGAAGAAACUGACUUUUUACUCACAUUACAAAACUGCAAAAACAAAAUUAAGCCUCAGCUUCGUGCGCCAGGAUGCCUCCUGAGCCCUGGGCCCGUGUCUUCAUAGUGGUUCCUGGUUCUGCUAGUUUUGUUUUCUCUCUGAACACCUUGCCAGUCUUGGAAGCAGAUGUCUUUUGAGUAUCCCAAGAGGCCAGGCAGCUGGCCUUCAGGGUCACAGGCAGCAGGGGGCUCACAUGAGGUGCCGUAAAAGCCCUCUCUGAAGCUUGGUUUUCAGAUCUGUAGAAUGGCAGGUUAGAGCUCGGUGGCUCUGGUGGCCCCAGCGCUGCAGGCUUCCUGACUCCCCACCUUGCCUGAGGUCGGGUCACGUGCUCUGUCUCAGUGCACAGCCCCACCAGCCUACUUGACACAUGCAGGAGCCUGCCGGGAUUCCUUCUCCAGCUUCCACCCUUCCCCAACCCUGCUCCUUCCCUGGGGGAAUAGGGCAAGGGAGCUGCAGCUGGACCCAAGACUCGAUGCACCCACGUUCAUCAUCCGCCACCAAAGGCACUGACCCACCAAGUUGACCCCCAGAAGGAAAGCUAGAGGAGGCUGUCUUUGUAAUUCCACGUGUGCCCUCGGCUACUCACAAGCAUUCCAUAUGGAAUGGAGGACCUUGAGCCUUCCACCUUUGCCACUGACCUGCUCUUUGGCCUUCACCCCUUCUUCAUAUAUCUUUGGGGAGACUCCAAAGCUAGAGCUGGGUGGAAACUUGGAGAUCUGCAGAUCAAGCUUUCCCGUUGGGCUGAUGACACAGGGCUUAGUAGGAUGCCUGAACCAUGUUGGGAUCCAGUAUUAUUUUCAACCUGAAUGAAGAAAUGAGCAGGUGUGUGCCCAGCCCUGCAUGUGAGCUGGGCUAAGACCCUCAAUAAAACUGUACAGAAAACUUCAGUCUUGCCCAGGAGAGGACUCUGGCCGCAGACAAUUGGGACUCUGGACUGCAGGAGAAGCAAUGGAGUCUGUGUAGUGUGGGAAGACCUGAGUUCUGGCCCAGGCCUCACCAUCCACAUUGGUGAGAUUCUGCGUCUGAUUCUAUGUCUGAUUUCUGGGUCUGUGCUUCCGCCGUCUGAGAAAUGGGGGGAUGUGAUGGGCAGUCUGUCCCAUAGACCAGGGAUGAGGCUGCAGUGAGGUACCCUUGUGCGUGAAACUGAAGGCUUCACAGGUGUGGGCAUCACAGGGGUGAUGCCCAGGCAAGGGACCCCGUGCUGUGUAUGUGCUGCUGUGAGCCCUCCUGGGUUAUCCUUUGCUCCACUUGUAAAACCACCAGCACUGAGGGCAGGGAAGCCUGGGGGGAGGUGCGGGCUCUGAUGGACACAAGAUUCCAGGUUCUGUCAAGGGAUUCAUUUUGCCCUUGGGGCUAGGGUGGAAGACUUCGUGUGGGUGAUGUCAGCAUCUCCAUGCUACCCCCAUGGGAAUCCACAAAGAUCCGGAACAUUUCCUUUCCCCUGAACUUGAAGUCCUGGGAUGUGUCUGUGCUUGAUCACGUGUGUCUUGUCCUGUGUUCGUCGUCUGUAGCUUUGCCCCUGUGAGGACUGGAGUGGGGCAGCUCCUGGCAUCCCAGACAUGGCUUCAGACUCACUUGUGGGAGUGGCUUCUCCUGGAUGUCAUCUCCCAUGAUAAAGAUAAAACCCACACACCUCACUGCUACCGCUGCUGUCAUUAAUGCUGUGCUCACAACCUUGUCCGGGAUUUUCAAGAUGUCAGACUGCUAUAGAUGACUCAAUAAAUGUCUUAUCAUUUUUCCUUGUGGCUGUAACUUGGAAGAAGG